Messenger RNA from Notechis scutatus (mainland tiger snake), 512 nucleotides. The record is from RefSeq and is a predicted model, not a curated record. NCBI's taxonomy places the organism in Eukaryota, Metazoa, Chordata, Lepidosauria, Squamata, Elapidae.
AAUGUGGAACAAGGCCUGCAGUAGAUGAGUCCACAAUGGGCUCCCGGAUUGUAGGUGGACAUGAUGCUGAACCUGGGGCAUGGCCAUGGCAAGUCAGUCUUCAAAUUCAUUACAGUGACAGAGCAUAUCGUCAUAUAUGUGCAGGAGUUUUAAUCAAUAACAACUCAGUGCUGACUGCAGCACAUUGCAUUCAAGAACAUCCGAAACCAGACAAGUGGAAGGCUGUAGUUGGUUUGCAUCAUCUUUAUAUACAUUGGCCUUUUUCUAAAGAAUAUCAUAUCAAAGAUAUCAUAGUCCACUCUGAUUAUGAAUUUGGAACUUUUGAAAAUGAUGUUGCCUUGUUCAAACUCAUGCAAUUUGUGAAGUACAAUGACUAUGUCCAGCCUGUCUGUUUACCUGACUCUGCUCACUUUCUGAGUGAUAAAUCUAAGAAUCCAUGUUAUAUAAGCGGGUGGGGAAGCUCAGAGGAAGAAGGUAAAUCUGUCCUUAUUAUUUUAAGAUCAAGAUUUUAG